GAAUGUGGCAUCCAUAUGAUUUAUGUUUAUGAGACAAUUAUUAUUUGAAAAGAAAAUUGAUAAGUGUUAUAUAUCACAUUAGAAUUAUUAUCGAGAGAGAUAACAGCAUAGUUUUCUUUAUAGAUAAUUAUUUUGCUUUCCUGGGACUAGUUUAUAAAUAUUUUAUUUAUAACGAUGAGUUCUAAAGUAAAGAAAAUUUGUCCCUUUAUGGAGAAAUGUUAUCGGAAGAAUCCAAUUCACUUUAGCGAAAUGGCACAUCCUCAUUUGGAAAAGUUACUGGUACAUCAACUUGAUGACACAAUAGAAAUACCAGAGAUUCUCCAUUUUGUAUGUGAUGAUCGUUCACAAUUAUUGGAUCAAUUAAAAGUAUUGCAAAUGGUACUUCGAAAGGAAAGAGACAAGAUCUCUAAUAUCAUACCUUGUAUGAGUAAUCUAUCUUCUGAAGUACAAUCUUCGUCUACUGCUACAGCAGAUAUUAAAGAAGAUUUGAAAGAAAAAGUAGAGAGACACAAGAAAGCAAUGAUAGAGAACAGGCAAGAAAAACUCAGACAGAUGGAUGUGGCAGCACAUGCUUUAGUGCCUAUUACUACUUUAAUUAAUACAGACUGUGAGAAUUCAGAAGACACCAGGGCAAAAAAAAGAAGUCGGGAAGUAUCUACAGCUGCUUCUGUAAUAAAAAAGAUGAAACAGAUGAGCAUAGAGAACAGCAAUCAUGCUAAAGAUAAUAAGAAGAAUAUCAGUGAUCCUCAAAGUAGUUCUACAAGUAAAGAACGAAGUACCAAUUCUGAAAGAGGAACAUCUAUCAUGGAUAUGUAUGAAGCUUGUGAUUCUGAAAAAACCAGAAAGGAAGUUAGAAAGAAAGCUAUUCAGAUGAUGAGACGAUCUGGGUAUACGGUAUCUGUUGUAGAACCAGGAGAGUUUGCAUUAAAAUAUGCCUUUUCAGCACCUUAUCAUAUAUUUUUUACAAGAAUUGAAAAAUCUAAGGAGACUUACAAUCAACAAUUCUCCAUAACUUUCCCUGAAAUCCUUGACAGAAGUCUUGGAGAGAUUGUUAACAGUCUUCAUUUAAAUUUUAUGGUAGAUGUUGGAUGGUUAUGUUUGCAGUAUCUAUUAGCUGGUCAACGUACUGAUAUGAUGAUUUUCUAUGGUGAUAGAGUAGACCAUGAGAAAUUAGGCUCCAACAUUACUAUGAUACAAGUAGAUAUGCCUACUCUAUUUGGUUGUCAUCACUCUAAAGUCAUGAUAUUUCAAUACAAAGAUGAUGCAAUCAGAGUGGUAAUUUCCACUGCUAAUUUGUAUUCUAAUGACUGGGAGAAUCGGACACAAGGGCUUUGGAUUUCGCCUCACUUACCUCUGCUUCCGGAAUCUGCAAAUCUCAGUGAUGGAGAAUCCCCAACGGGUUUUAAAAAGGAUCUUGAACGAUAUCUAAAUAAAUAUAGACAUCCGGCUUUAACACAAUGGAUAUGGGCCGUACGAAGGGCAGAUUUUUCUGCAGUAAAUGUAUUUCUCGUGGCUUCUGUUCCUGGAACUCAUAAAGAUGUCGAGAUCGAUUCUUGGGGACACAGGAAAUUGGCAUAUGUCUUAUCGCAUCAUGCUACAUUACCGCCUGAUGCUCCUCAAUGGCCUAUAAUCGCACAAAGUUCCAGUCUAGGUAGCCUUGGUCCAAACUUUGAAAGCUGGUUGUCAAAAGAAAUAAUUCCGUGUAUGUCAAGGGAGACUACUAAGGGCUUAAAGAGCCUUCCAAACUUUCAAUUUAUUUAUCCAACGAUAAAGAAUUAUAAGCACAGCUUCGAUUUUCGAAAUUUGUCUUGCUGUUUGCCCUAUAGCAUGCAAGUUCAUUCUAAACAACAGUGGAUAGAAUCAUAUUUGUACCAAUGGAGAGCUAAACGAACAGGACGAGACCGCGCAAUGCCUCAUAUUAAAUCCUAUACGAGAAUUUCGCCCGAUUUGAAAAGUAUUCCAUGGUUCGUGCUCACAAGUGCGAAUCUGAGCAAAGCCGCAUGGGGAGUCCAACGAAACAAUCAUUAUAUAACAAGCUAUGAGGCCGGUGUUAUAUUUAUACCAAAGUUUAUUACGGGGACAACGACGUUUCCCAUUGAAGACGAAGAAGACCCAGCCGUUCCGGUAUUUCCGAUUCCAUAUGAUCUUCCGUUAUGUCGAUACGAUUCUAGCGAUAGUCCUUUUGUCAGCGAAUUUUUCAAUACUCUGGAUAGAACGUAAUAUUUCGGAUGAUGAAAGCAGUACUUUUUUACUUCUUUUUAAAUAAUGGAAUAUUUUUAAAUUAUAAAAAGAAAGAUUCACUCAUUAAUAAUGGCAUACAUAUUUAUAUUUGUUUACAUAUAUUUAUUCACAUAAAAUUAUGGAAUAAUAAACGUUUUUAUUCUUUUCCCGAGCAAAAGCAUAUUUCUUUCAAAAACAUGUAGUGAUUAUUAAUUUAUGACUUUUGCGUUGGAAUUUUUUCAUCUCGUAUUUUCUCAACUUAACGUUAAUUUCCGAUCAUUAAUUCUCUGAUGUCUAGUAUCAUUAUCUAUAAUAAAUCAUAAAUCAAUCGUAAGAGAGAUGAUUAUGCACAAGGAGACAAAGCAAAAAAAAAAUGACAGGCUGAAAUAUUAGGAUGAAUUCUCACGUGGUGCAUGACUUUUUUGUCCGCCUUGAUUUCGCCGCGAAUUCAUGCCAGCGUCGCAUCAGAACGCGCUUUCCAUAAAACAUCAGCAUGAAAGCGCUUCCUCGAUACGAGGGCCGAAAUGUCUUUCCUCGUGGUAUUAGUGCUGUCUGUCCUGUACAUGCUCAGCCUUCAAACGGCUGUUAAUCAUACCGCAAUAUUCUCGUAUAAGUACGCGGCAAUUAUGUGUUCCGCACGCUGGGCAACACAUCUCGUCGCGAGAAACAAAUAUGAUUCAUGGAAAUAUUUCUUAUAAACAAAUCCAUUUCUGCGAUUAUGUGGCUUGUAAUAAUGCAUUAGCAAUAACGCAAACAUGAUGUACAGAUCUCUCUUUCUGAAGCGUCUUCAUUAAUAAUUCGUUAAUUACUCUUAAAACAGAUAAAGGAAACAGAUAUUUGACUUUUUCUAUUAUAUCUAUAUUUCGAUGUGUCAACAUUGUUCAUUUUCAUACCUUAUCUCGGCAUGCACGCUCUUAUCUUUUGUUAUAUUACAUCGCAUUUACAAUUAUGAAGGAAUGUAAACAUCACUUCCUUCAGUAAAUACUAAGCGAUUGUACUAAGCGAUUUUGCAAAGUCUCGCAUUUUUAUCGAUAUUGCUUUGUAAUAAUCUUGUUACACCUCGUUACACACUGAAUUUGCCAAGAUUAUAGAUUGAAGUGGCGUUAUUAUUGACAAAACUUAUGCUAAUAAAAUUCAAUAAUUUUUAUUAUGCCUAAAA
Messenger RNA from Cataglyphis hispanica, 3379 nucleotides. RefSeq names its product probable tyrosyl-DNA phosphodiesterase (gene gkt). The transcript has 7 exons. Gene Ontology annotation, molecular function: 3'-tyrosyl-DNA phosphodiesterase activity; double-stranded DNA binding; single-stranded DNA binding. The coding region runs from base 175 to 2220 and encodes 681 amino acids. Gene Ontology annotation, biological process: double-strand break repair; single strand break repair. Gene Ontology annotation, cellular component: nucleus. The record is from RefSeq and is a predicted model, not a curated record. NCBI's taxonomy places the organism in Eukaryota, Metazoa, Arthropoda, Insecta, Hymenoptera, Formicidae.